UUUUAUUUAAACAUCUUCGAGUAGCCUAGUCUAAAAUAUUUUAUCUAGAAAGUUGACUUGACAACUGCUAUUUUAAUUACUAGUGAUUCAACGCUUCCAAUUUACGUUUUGUCAGCUUAUUAUACAUUCAUUCAACAAUUUUUACGUUUUAGAAAUGAACACACCAAAAAAGACCAAGAAGAUUAAGAAAAAAUAUAAAAAGUCUAGCUGGUAUGACGUUCUAUAUCCAACUUAUAAAUCGAGAUGCAUUGAUUUCAAAAGAAUUUUUGCCAACGUUAUUCCCGCCGAUGAUAUAUUAAUUGCAGAUUAUGGCUGUGCUCUACAACGUGAAAUCUUGGUUCAAGGACGUUUGUACGUCUCAUUGAACUAUAUUUGCUUUUACGCCAACAUAUUCAGAUGGGAGACAAUGGUUUACGUUAGAUGGGAAGACGUGAGUGCGAUAAAUAGAGAGAAAACUGCUUAUGUAAUUCCAAAUGCAAUCCAAAUUCACACAGAAAACGAAAAAUAUUUUCUAACAUCGUUCAUUUCAAGGGAUAAGACGUAUGCUAUGCUAUUCAGAUUAUGGCAGAAUGCAUUGUCUGAUCAGUCAUUUUCCAGAGCGGAUGUACUGAAUUUGGUGAAAUUAUAUUACGGCACUGACCUGAGUUAUAGCAGUGAGGAUGAUGAAUCAAUAGCAACGGACGGCUACAUGUCAAGGUCAACAAGCAGGGCAUCUGACCCUCCUAAAUCACCGAGAUUUACUACAAGUAUUGAUAAUGGUGAGAUAAGAGAAAAAAUGCUGUCAUUCGUAAAUGCUGAAGUUGAAUUUUCUGAAAGUAAUGAGAUUAAGGAAGAACCGAUCACUUGUCCCAUACCUCAUGAAGGACGUCUAAUUUUGAAAGGUGAUUUCAAUGUGGAUGUUGAUAAGUUAUUCGAAUUGCUUUUCUCAGAGUCUGAGUUUUUCAUCAACUUCCAUAAAUCACGGAAAAACACAGAUUUGAAGUUCAUACCCUGGAUACUUAAUUCAGAUUCAAAACUAAAAGUAAGAACAUUCAGUCUGAAUGUGCCAGUGAAUCAGCCUCUUGGGCCCAAGUCAUGUCACGUUAAGGAAAAACAGAUAUUGUCGAAACUAAGUCAGCCUGGAAAAAUGUACAUUGUCGAUGCUGAAUCAACUAACCACGGUGUUCCGUAUGCUGAUUCUUUUUGUGUGGAAUUCCACUAUUGUUUGCUCAAAACGUCUUCAAAAUCUUCAUCUGUAUCUGUACACACGCGAAUAACGUACAAGAAAUCAGUUUGGGGACUUAUAAAAAGCUUUAUAGAGAAGAACGUUUGGGCUGGCGUAGAGGACACUUUCAAUCACCUAUUGAAAUCACUCAACGAACACUGCCAACAAGAAGUGAAUCAAGACAAAAACACCGAAUCAUUAGACGAGAAACCCAAUCAACCAGUAGGUGAUUUGUUAGCAAGUGACAGAUUAAGCAAAAAUUUCAUUUCACAACUUGAAACUGAAACUGUGAUAGAGCCUCGACAAAUGACGUCACUGAAAACUGAGAAGCAAGUUCCUUUGCGCGCGAUUAUUUUCAGUGUACUGGUCGUUUUGGCUUUGAUUAAUUUCGCCCUAUUCUGUCAUUAUAAUUGUUCGGAGAAGAAUUUCAACAUUCACAAGAAAUUAGAUAAUAGACUCACCAAUAGAGUAUGUGACAGAUCUCUUGACUGUCCAGAGGCGAUGUAUUGUACCAAGUCCAGUCAAUUGGACUGGCGAGACCUGAUACAUUCUUUAUCUAUUAUACAACAGGCUGAAAAUAACUUGAGAAUAGCAAAGGCCAGACUUAUUGAGUUAAUUCAAAGGAACUCCAAAAUGACUUCCGUUGCUCAUUAAUCAGAUUACUGGAUGUUCUUACCAGUAAUAAUGCUAUUGCUUACACGAUUAUUGAUAGAUCUUCAAGACUGCAGGGUACUUAAAAGCAUAUACUGUAUAUUUUUGUGUGUAAGAGAAAACUUCAAGCUAAGAUCCCUAGAUUAUUCUCUGUUUAUUUUAGCUUUACUAUUCAGUGUAAUAGCUUAUCUCAAUUCUGCUGAAAAUCAAUAUCUACUUUUUGAGAAUGUGCUCUAAUAGAUAUGUUUUGUUUUAUUUCUUUGAGAUUAGGCUAUCACUGAUUUUAACUUCUAGUCUUGGUAAGCUCUAUUACAAUUCAGUGUAAAGUUACUAUGCUUCCAAAGAAACAUAACUGUGUAUUUAAUAUGAAUGAAUAUUAUUGUAGAUAGAAUUCAGCAAAUGAAUUAGUGUAGUUAACAGAAAUAUGUAGAUUUCUCGAACUUUUUUGUUUGUCUUUUGAAGGAUAUUGCUUAAUGAUAUUUUGGUGAUCUUAAUCAUUUUUUUAUCUACACAUAGUUCACCCAAGUUUCUCCAUCUAUUGAUUAAAUCAACAAAUCCUAGAUGAGACUGAGUUCCUAAAAUUGAAAUUCAUUUUAUGAAGAUUACAGUGUUUUAAAAACAUGUAUUUUCAAGUUUUAUGUAGAAGUUAAUAAAUAUCCCAUUAAGGUGCGUCCAGAUUUACGCGCCGCGAACAUGAGCAAUUCACUUUUAAUCAGCUGUUGCCAAGCUUUUUAUAUCUGUAUCUUACCGUUUCUGUAAAAAUACAGAUAUAGUCAGCUGAUUAAAAUUGAAUUGCUCAUGUUCGCGGCGCGUAUAUCUGUACGCACCUUUAGAUAAAAAACAUACAAAAUAAUUAUUGUACCUUGCCAAAAAAUUGAUGAGUAAAAUCAACUGUAAUCAAUAUAACUUACUGAUAAGAUAAUUCAGAAUUCCUACAAUUUAUUAGAUAAUAUUCGAUGAUUAAAAAAUACAAUACAUAAGAAGAAUAUUAAAUGUUUCAAACUUCGUAUUUUGCUAGUCGCUAAAAAUCUAUAGAAAAAUUAUCUUAAAUUCAAGCAACAAUGCACAUUCAUAGUGAAAUGUUAGUAUUGUGAAUAAUGUAUACUGUACUGUAUUAUCUUCAAGUAAAUUUAUUGGAAGAAAAUUGAAUGCUUGUCGACGAUAGAUUAGAAAAACAAUUGUUCAAGAUUCGCUAUAUAAGAAAAUAGUGGGCCAAUUUUAAAUUUUAAUACUGUUAUACUCUUUUUAGAAAAACACUUUUUUCAUAAGAAUGCUUCCUAGAGCAUUUAUUUUUAUCAAAGAUGUAGAGGCUGUGAAAUGUAUAUAAAAUCGAUAAUUAACUGGUUAAUUGAAUUGGCUAUGAGAGUUAUCCUGAACUCAAUCUAUUGUGCUUUUAAUAAAUUUUUCGUUUCUUCUAAAAUUUGAUGCCAAAUCUUUGCUUUAAUCUGCAAAAAAAUGAAAAUGAAUUGAUAAAAAUACUCAAUAUAAUGAUAAUUAUUAUAGAAAAUACACUAAGGAAAUAAUUGUUGAAACUGAUUAUUAUACGGAAACAAUUAUAUUGUAAGAUGUAUAAUACGGUUAUACAUUAUGAUUAUUGACUUGUACGUAAAGAAUGUAAGGAUUUAGACAGUCUUAGAUUUUUGAGAAUAAGGAAUGAACCAAGUUAUGUUCUUUACUCAAUCAAAUUCUGACGACUCAUACCUCAAAGAUUAGUUCAACGACCUGACGUAUGUUUUAUAAUUAGAUGUGGUUUGGAACCCACCUGAAAUAGUGAAUCCACCAUGUUCCAUGACUACAUGUAAUAUUAACAUGACUGUACUUAAUUUUCAUGACAAGGUUAUGCAAUCGUACGGGUCAAACCUCAAAAAAGCCAUAACAUAUUAUUUUAUUAUGUCUAUCCUGAUGUAAUAUUCUGUGAAAGUGUAUAGUGUAUUAUUUUCAAGUCGAAUACCAAAGACUUAUAGUUGUAAAACUUACUAAUGAUUUGGUGUUAAGGCUGUGGAUUGUACAUUUUUCAUCAAAUAAAAAUGAUGUUUCAAGUAAAAUUGAUUUUACUUCUA
This is a messenger RNA of Nilaparvata lugens (brown planthopper), 3915 nucleotides long. RefSeq names its product protein Aster-B. Gene Ontology annotation, cellular component: endoplasmic reticulum-plasma membrane contact site; endoplasmic reticulum membrane; plasma membrane. Gene Ontology annotation, molecular function: sterol binding; sterol transfer activity. The transcript has 11 exons. The coding region runs from base 155 to 1858 and encodes 567 amino acids. Lineage: Eukaryota; Metazoa; Arthropoda; Insecta; Hemiptera; Delphacidae. The record is from RefSeq and is a predicted model, not a curated record. Gene Ontology annotation, biological process: intracellular sterol transport.